Messenger RNA from Dalotia coriaria, 2118 nucleotides. RefSeq names its product WD repeat-containing protein 43. Bases 109 to 1902 code for a protein of 597 amino acids. Gene Ontology annotation, molecular function: protein binding. Gene Ontology annotation, cellular component: nucleolus. The transcript is spliced from 5 exons. Lineage: Eukaryota; Metazoa; Arthropoda; Insecta; Coleoptera; Staphylinidae. Gene Ontology annotation, biological process: maturation of SSU-rRNA from tricistronic rRNA transcript (SSU-rRNA, 5.8S rRNA, LSU-rRNA). The record is from RefSeq and is a predicted model, not a curated record.
UAUUUUAAAACAUUUUCCCAAAUGUCCGCUACUUCUUGCGCACAGAAACAUAUCUCCUAACCUCGAAAAGACAAUGUGCUAAUGGCGAUUUAGAUCAACAGCAACACGAUGGUAUCGCAAUUCAGUAAAGACGGCAAAUAUUUCGCGCAAAUAUCCAACGACGGCAAACUUAAACUAUGGAACACAGUGACGAAUAAGUUCGAGCAGGAAUUUACGCCCGAUUUUCAUCUGACAUCGCCUUGCGUCUGUUUACAUUUUGUUCUGCCAGAGAGCUUAACAACUAAGAAUGGAUCGCCACGUAAAAAGGUCAAGCGACGAAGCUCCAUAGGCGAAAUAACAUCUCCAUUUGUUGUGUUGGGAACCACAUCUGGUUUAUUAUUGAAUUAUUCUAUUGCCAAGGGUGAACUUGAUUUCACAAUUGAUAGCAAAACAAACCAGGCAAUUAGUUGUUUAUCAUGGCAGAGUGGUGUGGAAGUAUAUUCAGCAGUUGAACAGAAUGUAGUGUCUUGGGAUUUGCAAAAGAAAGCAAUUAAGAGCAAAUGGAAAGCUGGUAAUGAGAAAAUAACUGCAAUUCUGCAAAUACCAGAGAGCACAAAGUUAUUGACAGCUUCAAAAAAUAUUAAAUUAUGGGACCUCAACAAGAAAGAAGUGCUAACUACAUUCACAGGCCACAGUAGUGACAUAGCUCACUUGUAUUUUGUUAAUCCAACACAAAAUGAUGGAUAUUUUGUUACUAGUUCAAAAGCAGAUAGAAUUAUUUCAUGUUGGAGCUUGGAUGGAACAAAGAAUGCUGUUGCAAGUUUCCAAGCAGAAGAUGUAAUCAAUCAAUUGAAUGUCUUGGUGGAUUCUGAGGGUGCUACUGAAGUUGCAGCCGUAACACGAAGUGGCGUCUGCCACGUGUACAUUCAUACACUCAACGGAAAAGGAAACAAACCGUUGAAACCAAAGACAACCUUGCGCGUUGUUUCGGAUUCCAGCGAUAAAGGUUCUAUUAUUCCAAUUCCGAUUGUUGGCGCAUACGCGAAUGAUGAUGGUACAAUUGCAAUCGCGCAUGGCAAUGCUUUGCAUUUGCUGUUUGAGAACGUCGUGCUCAAUUCUUAUGAAAAACUGCAGUGUAUCAUCCGAAAGGACCCGCGCGUUGGGCAGAAACAAGAUAAUGAAGUGUCCAAAACAAAGCAACCGAUUGUCGAUGGGGAAGUGCAUUAUCUCACACCGCACACACUCAACAGCGUCGCCAAACGACGCGCUGAGGGUACUACAGAGGUACCAAUGGAGAAGCGUCUCGAAAAUCUACAGCUGAACAAGCUUGAUAGUAGCUCAAAAGUUCCUAAAGCGAAUAAUGUGGCGCAGCUGUUGCUACAGGGUAUCCACAGCAAGGAUAAGAAUAUCCUACGCACGGUGCUGAACAGAAGGGACGAGACUGUUAUCAAUAACACGAUUAAACGUCUGCCAAUGACCGUUAUUGUUCCGCUGGUUGAGGAGUUAACGAAUUUGAUUCAAGGCAAAACGUUAUUGUGUCAAACGGGCGUGUUGUGGUUAAAGAGCUUACUGCAAAUACACGCGGGUAUUUUGGUGUCUAAUCCAGAAUUGGCGGAUUUGCUGGGUCCGGUUAUGAGCAGCAUUGAGAGCCGACUCAGUCUUCAAACUCCCCUGAAUCGACUUCGAGGUCGUUUAGACUUGUUAGUCUCACAAUUAAAUGUGUCUAAUGUCGCUGAAGAAGCUGAUGAUGAGGCGCUCUUAGUGUUCAACGAUAAAGCAUCGAGCGACUCUGAGAUGGACGGCUUGGAAAUCGGCUUCCAUUCCGAGAGCGAAAAUGAGUGGCUAGAGGAAGAAUCAGAAUCCGAGGACGACAAAGGAGAUGAAAACGGCGAAGAUAAUUCUGACGAAGAAAUGUCGACGUAAUAAUUUUGCAUUUGGUUGAAUUGAAAAUAAAUCGAUUUUAAAAGAUACAUUUUUCAUGUUGCACGCGUGAAUUUCAUAUUGUUAUACCGUAUGCAAUUAUGCGAUACUGUUUGCAAUUAUAAGCAAAGUAAUAUUUUUGCAACUAACUUGGGUAGACUUAAAUUAAUUGUUAUUGAACAGUUACAAAUAUAUCUUGCGAAGUCUUGAUUUCAGUUA